Messenger RNA from Aureobasidium subglaciale EXF-2481, 1215 nucleotides. RefSeq lists its product as uncharacterized. Gene Ontology annotation, biological process: rRNA processing; primary miRNA processing; regulation of gene expression. The transcript has a single exon. NCBI's taxonomy places the organism in Eukaryota, Fungi, Ascomycota, Dothideomycetes, Dothideales, Saccotheciaceae. The coding region runs from base 1 to 1215 and encodes 404 amino acids. Gene Ontology annotation, molecular function: ribonuclease III activity; double-stranded RNA binding. Gene Ontology annotation, cellular component: nucleus. The record is from RefSeq and is a predicted model, not a curated record.
AUGAAGCGAGAAUACCCGAACGACGAUUAUUCCUCCUCAAAGAGGCAGAGAAGCUAUGGAAAUGAUGGUCACUCGGACUACCGGCCACGAAACCUGCAUCUUCAGCCGCGACACCCCAAGAACUCAUCACAAUCACAUCAGCAAACCGGUCCUCUACCUGAUCCUACGAAACAUCUAGAGUCACUGCUCAAGACUUUGGUCAACCAUCGAGAUUCCACGAGAAAACUCCUCGGUCAUGAGGCCUACGAGAGUGCGGUCAAAUUGUCGAAAUCACUCUCCUCUAUCAAUACAGCCACUGCAUCACUAGACUUGUUCCAAUCUCCCACCAUCACAGGCUCAGAAGUCAGCUCUCAGAAUCCGGCUGUAUCAAUCUCCACCACAUGUCAGAAAUUGUCUCUGCCUGCACUCCCUCAAGUCCCCGAUGGUCCUUAUUCUCGAGCGCCCUUUGUGCACAAGUCUAGCAGUCAGCAUGAUCGUACCUCGGCAGUUGGCGAUAUGACAUAUGAGCGUCUGGAGUUUCUCGGAGAUGCCUACCUGGAGGUCAUUGCCACUCGCCUCAUCUUUUCCCGCUACCCUCACCUUGCCGCAGGUCGUCAAGCACAAAUACGCGAGCGUCUGGUCAAAAACGACACACUAACUCACUUCGGCAUGGCCUACAACUUCCAAGACCGUCUCAAAGCCGGAGAAGGUGAGCGAGAACUCGCAAAGGCCUCCGGAAAGAUUCUAGCAGAUGUUUUCGAGGCCUACGUGGCCGCUGUGAUCCUUUCUGAUCCAGUGGACGGGUUCAAGCGUGCAGAGACUUGGCUCACUGAGCUCUGGGCACCCAUCUUACUCAGAGAAUUUGGUCCGAUAAGUUCGGAUGGUGGUGCCACAUUCAACGAGUACAACCAAAACGCUAAACAGGAGCUUCAACAAAGGAUCGUUGGCAGGGAUGUCAAACUUGAGUAUCUCGAGAAUCGACCGAUGGAGCAGACCAAACACAUUCAAAGGUACUUUGUUAGUCUUUUCCUGACAGGCUGGGGCUACGAAAAACAGCUCCUAGGCUCUGGUGAAGGCCAGAACAAGGUCGAGGCAGGAAACCGCGCCGCUAUGGACGCCAUGGUGAAAAGCAAGGACAUUGUCGAGGAAGCUACUAAUAAGCUCAGCGCUUUGCGAGAGCAGAGGAGGUUGGAGGCUGCCGCCAAAGAUCUCGACACCAACACCAAGCAGAAGUAG